Brienomyrus brachyistius is the source of this 7328-nucleotide messenger RNA. RefSeq names its product Src homology 2 domain containing transforming protein D, b (gene shdb). Bases 5463 to 6611 code for a protein of 382 amino acids. NCBI's taxonomy places the organism in Eukaryota, Metazoa, Chordata, Actinopteri, Osteoglossiformes, Mormyridae. The transcript has 7 exons. The record is from RefSeq and is a predicted model, not a curated record. Gene Ontology annotation, molecular function: phosphotyrosine residue binding.
CAGGGGGGGGGGGGGGUUUGGGGCUGUGCUCUGUCCUUUGCCUGUGCACCAUGUCACAUGUGUAACGGGAUGGGGAGUGUGGUUGGUGUGUCUCCCUGACAGUGUGUGAAUGGAUGUGUGAGAGACGCCUCAUUUGCCCCCCACCCUCAAGCCUUUACAAAUGACAGACCGGCUAAUUAAGCCAUGCAAAUCAGGGUAUUGUGUGUGUGUGUGUGUGUGUGUGUGUGUGUGUGUGUGUGUGUGUGUGUGUGUGUGUGUGUGUGUGUGUGUGUGUGUGUGUGCGCGCGCGUGCGGAGAGCGGGGCGGCGGCUUCACGCUGCAGCGCGUGUGACCAUACGGUUUCCGUGUUAAUGCAUGACGUGCUGAAGUGGUUAAUCACAUUGUACAGAAAUUCAUCCAGUCUGAAUUGGACUGGUUCUUCAUGAGGACCAGAUGGCAACCAGUACAUUUGCCAUUUAUAUUAAUAUGAACGCUGCUGCAUGCUGGUAUUUGGUAAAACCUUGCAAUGAAAGCAUCCCCUCAAGUACUGUGUGUGUGUGUGUUUGUAUAUUAAAAAAAAAAAUCUGUGAAACAAUGCUUCAUUGAGUUUAACAUUUGGCUCGUUGAGGGGAACAGUUGCUGGCUCAGCGAUGGCUACAUGCAGAGGGUUUCCUGUCUGGUUACUUUAACCAGAUAAAAUAUCUCUUGCUGUGUCUUCAGGAUUCUCUAAUGGAUUCAUCCAGAGGCCUGGCGAUCAUGGGACAUGCUCUAAAUAUAUAACCAUAAAUUAGAGGAUACUUGUGGUAAACUGGGGCAUAUUCGGUUACCAAACACUGUCAUUUUUACUUAGUGUACUAUAAACUUCGUGUGCUUGGUUUUCGGUGUCCUUUGGGAUUGUGUCCCAUUGCACUUCAUCAGUUUAUUUCUAAUAAAUGAAGUACAUCAGUUUAAAUGUUAUUCACCUAAAUGUUAGUUUGAAUAGCAUGCUCUUUGUUGCUGCCUGCAGCCAUAAUCGCAGUCAAUGACGGUCUUCCAAGUGAGGUCAAAUUUACUAUCCCACUCAGGGAAAUUUAGUUGCAGUUAGAUGUUAAAAAGAUAAUCCAACAUAAAAACAUACCAGAUUGAACACAAGGAAAGCAUUGCUGUACAGUACAAUGCAAGAUGAAAAAUGAGCCAAGCCGCGGAGAGCAAAAAUACUUGGUACCAUCAUUUCUGUGAAAUCAUCAUUUGUGUGUUUGGCGAUUAUGUGUGUCUGUAGAGCUGUAACGCUCAUGAAAAACCAGGCAUUCUUACAAAUACCCAAAAUGAGUUUGCAAUUAAAAAUAACACCUUUUCUGCUAUUCGUCAGGACAAAGGUAUUACGAAUAAAGAUAAUGUCAUUUAUAUCCUUAGAACCGGGAAUAUUUAAAGCAGGGUUUACAAUUUCAGGUUCUGGAGGGCCGGAAUCCAGCAGUUUGCAGAUUGCCCUGCUGAAAUACAUCUUAAUGUCUGAGCAUGGUGCGUUUGAGUAAGGAAAUCUACAAACUGUUGGAUUCUGACCUCCAGGACCAGAAUUGGGGAGUCCUGAUUUAAAGGUCUUUUAUUGAUAUUUAAUAUUUAAAGGAAUACUAAGCUGUGUAAUUAAGAGGUGACCAGAAUUGCAGAAGUCCAUCCAUUUUAGCUGAGCAGCACAAUCGCAAAUGUGAUUCCGUUUUACAUGCUUAUUGUUCCAGCACAGAUGGUAUAGCAACCUGCACUGAAUCGUUAUUCAACGCUUAUUCAGAAGCGAUGUAGUCAAGUACUGAGGGGGACCCCACUGUGUUUGCUGCAUGUUGUGGACCUACUGGCAGACACAAGCUCUCAGAAUAGGGAAGUCAACAUGACGUCCUGCUAGUUCAAAGGAAAUUGUAUUAAAUGCAUCCUCGACUAGGAACAUUUCCUUCUCACCGGGGAGAACCUCGGUUCUAUAGAAAAAAAUCAUCUAAUUUUCUUAUUAGUGUCAGCAUUGAAUUGAUGUGUGUGACUUUUGAAAAUAUGUGGGACACAUUCUGCGAUUUUGGUUCUCUACGUUCCUUAGGCGUAUGAACCGAUAAUGUACUGCACCUCGUAUGAUGGAUGUCAGUGAAACUACAGCCAGCGACUCACGCUGGACGAGAGCUGACAUGGAAAUACGCAGUAUUUUUUUUUUUUUUAUGUAUUUUCUUGGUACAGAUUCCUACUUCAACAAGGACAAGUUACAACACUAUUCUCAAAUUUCAGUAGGAUCGCUCUUUAAUUGCAAGAAAACAAUAGUGCAGGCAGAGACAGCCGCAGCAAUAAAUGCAUCUGGAAAUAGAUAUCGCCGACCUUCAGGAUGACUCGCAGCUCAAAUUGCGCCUUGUAACAGAUCAUUUUGUUUAUUAGUGCUUUGCUUGGCAGCAAAGAUAUUCUCCACCAAGCUGCUGAACGCCUUUCAAAGCCCCUCGCUGUCAUCUGGACAGAUGAAUAAUCUGGUUCUCUCUACAUACCAGACAAACUGCCCAUUUCCAUGUGCAGAAGGUGCCAAAAUUGGUUAUCUGUCAUACCUGGGUAUCUGUGUUUUCCUGAAGCAGGCUUCAGACAGUAAAUACAUACUGAUGUUCAACUGGUUUUUCUCAAUUUUCCUGUUAUUGUUUUAGCUUUGGCGUACGGUUACAUACAAUUACUUGUAAUUUUCAGUCAUUCAUAUAGUUUGAAAUGUCUUCUGGGAUACGAUGCCUGUCCCUACUUGCCAGUCGAGCUUUGUGGGAAUUAGUUCUCUGCAGCCUGUAUAUGCUUAAACGCCACUACAUACAUAUGUAACUGCAUCUAAAUCGUUAAAUGAAUCACACUGCUGUUAAUCGGUGGCGCUGAUAAAAUUUAUCAGAAAAACUUCAAAUGACAGUCUGCAUUUUUGCUCCCUCCUAGCUCACUGGGAGGGAGCAAAAACGUGGAUUGUCCGUGGGUCUCCGAGGACCAGGUUGGAAGACACUGCUCUACAUGCAUGUUCACCUUUGAAGUCUGGCUACGCAUCUAUCCUACAUCUGGUUUAGCAUCUUUAUUAUUUCAUCCUCUUCCUCCUGACAUGCUGUGUGCUGCUUUUCAUUCUUAAUUGCCCCCGACUAAAUUUGAAUGCAUUAACUAUUUAAAUCCUAAUAUCAUACCGACAGGUCAGGACUGUUUAUUUUUUGGAUAUGUUAAAUCUUAUUUGCUAGUUAAGCAAUACCCAAGGGAAUGCAAUCGUCUGCAUAAUAAAGCGGUUUCCUUGCAGCCUGUGCGGGAAAGGCUUGCUGAGCUACUUUGUUGAUCUAGUCACAUAACAAUGUGCCCCCCCUCCCGGAACAGUUCAGAGGCUCGAUUCCAAAAAAGGACACCCAUUGCUCAUAAAGCCGUGCGCUGAUCCAGGCUGGGGAUUACAUUCCCCAGUCAUCCACACCGUAGCAGUGUCAAAAUGCACAGAGCAGCCUAAUACCAACCGACAAAUGUCAAAACAGUGAGCAGUCAAGCAAAGGAGAUGCACCCACAGCGAAGCCUAGAGAGAAGCCAGCGUCUGCCCGACCACAUGCAAACAGGACAUGCACCUUAUAUUGUACAUUGACCCAGUCCUGCCGCUAGGUAACACAACGGUUUUGCAUUUCUUAUCUGCCAGUUACUUAUAAAACGGUAAAUCGAUAACACCUGUGGUGAUACAGACCUGUAUCUACUACACAAAGGAACAGAAAAGAUUUUUGAUUUCUAAAAAUAAUACAAAAAAGAAACACUGCAUAUCUUAAUAUUUAGAAACUCUGCUUAAAGUUCUGUUCCAAUUCUCUUGAAAAUUGUUUUCAGGUGUCAGAAAUUUGCAACAUUCAUACCCCCUGGUCUCACAACCUCACUACAUCAGACGGCUUCAGGCUGGUUUUUCAUUAACGAUUCUCAUGACAUCCUGCUUUUCUCCCUCUCGCCAUCCACCUGUCUUUCAUUCCAUCUUUCUGCUAUAAUCUACCCCAUGCUCCAUUCUCUCCACCAAAACCGUCCUGCUCAACAACCACCAUUUUCCUGUCUUAUCUCUUGAUCUUCUGUUUACUGACUUCCAAACCAGCACAACUUCACCCCAAUCCUUGGCUCCGGGACCGUCUGUGUUGACAGAACAGAGUGGAAAUAAAUCCUAGACACACAGUCUUUUGGUGACUUAUCAGAACCUCAUGUCUUUGUCUCUUUCGAAAGUCUCCUCUGCUAAAGCAGCCUUCGAAAUAAUCUCCGGUCUGCUGUCAGUAACUUACAGAAUCUCCGUAUUUACAUCCAUCUUUAUACGUCAUACCUUCUCUGGCCCUGGAUGGAUUCGCGGUCGUAUUUCAUGAAAUCGGCCUCUAUUUUAAUAUGAAUGUUCUCCUAUUUACAUCAGUAAUUACAAAACAUACACACAUCAUAUAUAGGGGAACACAACAUUUGUAAAUAAUUCAGGGAAGGAAACGGUACAUUUUCAUAGGUUUUCAUUGACUCAAAUGAUUCACCUGUAAGUCAUACAGGCACACUGAAAGGCACAAAAUAAUCAGCUGUAAGUGUUUUUUUUUUUGCAUUAAGAAUUCGUGCGCGAUUUCUACGUGGAGCCUGUGGCUGUUAUCCAAGGGGUUUGGUUUUUCGAAGCAGCUAUUCCUGGCAGUCGCUCGCCAAGAUGCGCGCUGCUGUUCCCGAUGGGAGCGGGCCAGGCUGUUUUGGCUUUCAUCGCUGUUGUCCUUUGUCCCUGAAACGAAUCAACUGGUACUGACGAGCGUGGAAAUUAAAUGCCCCUCCGUUCUUCUUUUUGUAUUUGUGAUAGGCCUGCGGCUGUAAGAAUUAAAUGUCGGCGAAGAAGUAUAAGAGAUAUCUAUUGGCGCUUUCACUCUCCUUUAAACGGGGUGGUCUCGCUCGUUCUCACCCCCGCUUGUGUUGCAUCUGAGGUCGUCAGUAGUCUCUUUGCAGGCUUCGGCACACUUUUACACUCCCCUCUGGACAGAAACUAUUUUUAAUAGUCAAAUUAAAUCAUUUGAAUUUGUUAUUAGGACAUCUGGAAUGGAGGAGCGGAGUGUCAAUCAAUUAAACGCCUGAAGGCACGUUUAAACAGCUGUUAUUAAUAAGUAUAUGGAGGUGCGGUCCGAAGUCAUUCCCAAGCCGUCAGUCUAGACAUUUACCAUUUACUGGAUCCGCAGAUCGGUGCCAGCUGUCGGGACUGUAUGAAAGUGUGCGAGGUGCGUAUCUCUGAACACAUGGGAUCCUGACUGCAUGGGAGGGACAUUCAGCCGGAUUUACAGGCGGUCGCCGACCACUUCAGAAAUCCCACGGAUGUAGCCAGUUCAUGCUUAAGCUCCUGUGCGCUUUAUCCUGAUUUAAAAUACAGACCACGUGUUUCCCUCAAGGAAAUCCAAAUUCUUUGAUGCUGGGUUGCUAAAAUAAGGUGCACACUUAUUCCGAUCAAGUUGCAUUUAUUGAGCGGCAGCAAAGGCAGGUGCGCACGUUUCGGGGGCUGCUGUGCGCUUCUCGCCGGACUGAUGGCGAAGUGGCUGAAAGAUUACCUGAGUUUCGGGAGCAGGCGUGUGCCGCCGCAGCCACCUAAACCGGAUUACACCGAGAGCGAGAUACUCAAAGCGUAUCGUAUCCAGAAGAGCCUGGACUUUGAAGAUCCGUACGAAGAGUCGGAGAAACGAGCUCGGAGUGAAUCCGGAGCGGCUGAUGCGGCGCAGCCUGGCUUCGGAUCCCCGCUGAAGUCUGGCACUCUGGACAUGAAGAUCUUGUCUCCCAAACAUCGACUCAUCAAAGUGGAAUCGCAGGACCUGGGCAGAAGCAAAAUAUUGCUGAGCGCUGUAUCUAUUGAGGAGCCACCCGUGCCGGUGAUUCCGUCGGCCCCCACGGCGGGCGACACCGAUUACUCCGACCCCUUCGACGCCCGUUCGGACCCCAGGUCCGAUCCCGAUACGGAGCAGCUUCCCCCGGAGAAUAAUGGCUACAUGGAGCCGUUCGAGGCCCAGAGGGUCAUUACAGAGCUGCAGUGGGCCCCGGGGGGAGGCCAUCCAAGAUGCGGAUUCCAGUUGUACGACACCCCGUACGAGGAGCGGGCCCUGGGGAGCGGCCCCGAGGAGGGCCGGGAGAGCCGUCUGCCCCGGGACGACGAGCGGCCGGCUGACGAGUACGACCAGCCGUGGGAGUGGAAGAAGGACCACAUCUCUAAGGCCUUAGCAGUGCAGUUCGAAGCUGCGGACUGGGAACGCUCCUCGUUCCCCUCGGAGCGCCUCCAGCAGGCCAGACUGGGCGCCGCCAGGCACCGGAAGCCCGCCGACGUCCACGCCAUGCUGGGGGAGAGAGUGGACCCCACCCUACCCUUGGAGAAGCAGGUGUGGUACCACGGCAGCCUGUCCCGCUCAGAAGCAGAGUCUCUGCUCACCCUGUGUAAGGAGUGCAGCUACUUGGUGAGGACCAGCCACGCGGCCCAUUCUGACUACUCCCUCUCUCUCAGAAGCUGCCAAGGCUUCAUGCACAUGAAGUUCACCAUGUCCAAAGACGGGAAGUACAUCCUUGGCCAGAACAGCCCACCCUUUAACACCAUCCCAGAGGUGGUCAACUAUUACACCACUCACAAGCUGCCCAUCAAGGGCGCAGAACACUUAUCCCUGCUCUUCCCCGUGCUGGUCCAGACUCUCUGAGCUGCAGCCUCCUGAUUGGACGCUCCUGUUUGCACACCUUAGCCAAUGAUUUUCUUCAUUUCCAGUGUUGUCCUCACUACGUAGGAUCCAGUGGCUGUUUAAGGUUUUUCACUUGUUGCUUAGACAAUGUUUCUGAUUUUCUGUCAAAUGAAGAGUUUUUAAUCAAGUGUAUAAUAUUCCUUAUUCCGAUUGGACGUCCUCUUUUCCGAUAAACGGUCUCUGGAGACCUCAUGUGACUCACGCAAACGGCGAGACUGGCCUGGAGCCAAGCGGAUUUUCAUGUCUGCCAAUAUCAUCAAGCUCGUUAAAUUCCCGCUCACUAAUUAACCCUGUUAUUCCUGGGUUUGCGGUUCAGCCUGCGCUGACCUGCUGGAUGACUUUGCGUAGUCGUCAUGUACGGCAGGAGAAGAGUUUCAUUAUGUUGUAUUGUGACCCUUAUCUGCCCCCCACACCCUGCCCCCCUCACUGGUCCAUUUUAAGAUCACUGCCUGGUUUGCAGUGUUCGGAAUUUUAACUUGGCAAAACGUUUUAGUCUCUGACAAGUUGAUCGUAAUGUUGAGUGUUUUAGUAAAAACUGCAAAAGAAAAACUGAACCAACUUAUUUUAGUAGUAUUGUUACGACGGUCGUCCUUGUUACUGCUGAUGGUCACCAAUAAGCUUAACUGAGCUGUAUUUGGGGUGUCUCAACUGUGCUGAGGAAAUAAACUCUAAAGAAGA